UGUUUGCUAGCCCAGUUUUGACAGUAUCCAAAACAUAAGCAAAAAUCUUCCAUUUUUCAAUCGAAGCUGGCUGUGCGUUUCGGGGAGCACUUGUCCUACCGAUUCGCCAUUUCUCGAUUUUCCGCUGGAAACGUGCUGGAAGUUUACGUGUUCGUUCGUUCGACCGUAGUAGCCCCCCCAGUAGCGACAUUCCAGAGAACUGCAGGCCAACACCUUCUGCAUCCCAAGCCCGUAUCGAGUGUGAGGCUUUUCCGCGAUGGAAGCCAGCGGCGAGCCGGUCGCCGUGGUUCCGCAACCACAGAACGGGGAUGAACCGAAAACGACCAUCAGCGAGCUGGAACCUACUGUCGAGCCAAAGCUACUACCAGACGAAACAGCCCAGACCGUGGACGAUGCCGGCGAUGGAAAGGAACAGCAGCAGCAGCAGCAGGACGAUGCCGCCGUACCUUCGGCACCCGUAGAUGGCGAAAAGGAAGCAGUUGCGACGGUGGAGGAGACGGCAGCGUCGGAGGGACUGGAGGGGAAAAUGCACUCGCCGCAGCGCAACCGGAGCGGUUCGCGCGACAGCCACACAUCACAGCCGGACCGUCGACGGCGUCGGAGCGGCUCGGAGGUCAGCGAGGCCGGUUCGCGCAAGAGCCGCAGCCGAUCGCGCCAGAGCCGGCGGUCGCGCAACCGGCGCAGCAGCCACUCGGCCAGCGUCAGCCGCAGCCGCAGCCGCUCGGGAAGUCGCCUAUCGUCGCAGCGGCGCGUCCGCACACCGUCCCGGUCGCGGUCGCGUUCCGGGUCCGGCUCGCGGUCCCGCUCACGGUCCCGCUCCCGCUCGCAAUCUCGCUCCCGCUCACGCUCCGGCUCCGGUUCCCGCUCACGCUCACGGUCCGGUUCCGGGUCGCGUUCCCGCUCCCGGUCCGGCUCGGGCUCACGGUCCCGUUCGCGGUCGCGAUCCCGCUCCCGGGCCCGUUCCCGCUCCGGUUCGGCCUCGAGCUCGCGGUCCCGCUCGUCCAAGUCGAAAUCGCGCAGCCGCAGCGUCAGUCGCAGCGUGAGCCGUAGCGUAAGCCGAAGCGUCAGCCGUAGCGUGAGCCGCAGCGUCAGUCGUAGCGUCAGUCGCAGCCGUAGCCGCAGCUCGCGGUCUGUUUCGCGCAGCAAGAGCCCGUCGAUGGCGGCCGGGGAGGAGAAGGCCGGACCGAGCAGCUCGGGCAAGCACGGCAAGCCGGCCAAGCGCAUCAUCGAUUCGGACGACGAGGAGGGCGAGGAAGGCGACCCGAGUGCCGGCAACGGCGAAGGCAAGGAGCGCGAGGAGGGGGAGGAGGACGAGCCCGGUUCCGGGGACGAGGGCAAAGCGAAGGGCAAGCAGACGCUGAUCGAUUCCGACGACGACGGCAUCAAGGACGACGGGUCCGACAGGGGGCAGUUCAUGUCGGACUUUGACAUCAUGAUGGCCAAGAAGAAGGAGGAAAAGUCGCGCCGCCGCAAGCGGAACGACAUCGAUCUGAUCAACGACAACGACGACCAGAUCGCGCAGCUGCUGCAGCAGAUGCGGCAGGCGGCCGAGCACGACCGGCAGCUGAACGUGGAGGGCAAGCCGGCAACGAAGAAGAUCGCCAUGCUGAAGCACGCGAUGUCGCAGCUGAUCAAGAAGGAUCUGCAGCUCGCGUUCCUCGAGCACAACGUGCUGAACGUGCUGACCGACUGGAUAGCGCCGCUGCCGAACAAGGCGCUGCCGUGUCUGCAGAUACGCGAAAGCAUCCUGAAGCUGCUGUCGGACUUCCCUACCAUCGACCGGUCUUACCUGCGGCAGUCGGGCAUCGGCAAGGCGGUGAUGUAUCUGUACAAGCACCCGAACGAAACGAAGGUGAACCGUGACCGGGCCGGCCGGCUGAUAGCGGACUGGUGCCGGCCAAUCUUCAACCUCAGCACCGACUUCAAGGCGAUGACGCGCGAGGAGCGCCAGCAGCGCGACCUGCAGCAGAUGCCGCGCAAGCGCAAACCGUCCCCGGACUCGGCGGCCUCCACCAGCAAGAGCCAGAAGGGUCUGCCCUUCACCGAGGCGGACAAAGGAACGUUGCGACCGGGCGACAAGGGCUGGAUACAGCGGGCGCGCGUCCCGAUGCCAUCCGACAAGGAGUACAUCGUGCGGCCGAAAUCCAAAAUUGAUGUAGAUAUGAGCAGUAUUGCGAAGAAGAAGCUAAACCGCUACGAGAAGCAUCUGAAGAAGUUUAUCGACCAGAAGAGACUGAACUCGACGCGCCGCGCGGUCGACAUUUCCAUCGAGGGACGUAAAAUGGCGCUCUAGGUUUUAGAUUUUUUGGGCUGGGUUUUUACACUUGCGGAGACGAGUGGAGGUCGCUUUCCCCCCCUCAAUUUGGCUAUUUUUUCUCAACUUGACACUUAUUCACAUUAUUUUAUUCAACUUUUCGUUUAAUCAUCAUCAUUUUGCGUAACUGAAUUUGGGGCCCUUCACGACCACAGGUAGCAAUAGGUCCAUUCGAAACACAGCCCACCCCGUCUGAGGGUCUGAGCGUUAAAGCAAAAUUCAUUUUUUCUCUCUAAUUUUCCUGAAAAUAACUGAACUUCGCUCCAAGCUUAUACUUAAUCAUGUUCGCACACCACCUACACAUCCAAUUAUAAUUUGAAGCGACAAUAAAAUAAUAAAAAGAAAUGGAGCAAAACAUA
Molecule: messenger RNA, 2673 nt
Organism: Anopheles arabiensis
Lineage: Eukaryota; Metazoa; Arthropoda; Insecta; Diptera; Culicidae
Product: IWS1-like protein
Exons: 6
Coding region: 257-2293 (678 amino acids)
Biological process (GO): poly(A)+ mRNA export from nucleus
Cellular component (GO): nucleus
Source: RefSeq, a predicted model, not a curated record